CGUAUUUUCUGCUCCCCCCUUCUCCCCCGUCGCCGGCGAGAGCUCGGGCGGAGGCGCCACAGCACCCGCAGGAGAGCGUUUCUCCCCGGGAAAAAGGGGGCCCUCCGGAGCGGAGGGCUCUUUCUUCCUCUAUUCCCCAAGGGCUGCUGCCGCUGGAUUGGGCUGAAAGAUCUCGGUUCUAUUUCCGAAAGAAGGAUUUCUCGUCGCGAAUCCGGAUCUGUCGGUGGUGGGAAGUUGCCUCUUUUAUGUGGCGAGGCUGUGAGAAACCCGUGUGCCUCCCAUGGACGUGCUGAGCCCUGAUUGGCGCACCAGGCGAGAAAGGGGCAGCAGGCAGUAGGUGGUGACAGAGCAGGAAGACGAGGGAGAGGAGACAGACUGUCGGUAUAGAAGACAUCAAGACAAGCAGGCGACAAUAGGAAGGACAAAGGAGAAGGAGAGGAGGGAGCUCUCCAUGGGGGAGCCCCUCCUCACCUCCCUCUCCAUGGAAAACAGCAACAGCCACCCCUGCACGCUCCUCUCCAUGGACCCUGCCGGUUCACGCCCGGCCUCUGCUGAGUCUUCGGGUGGUGGCGGCGCUGCCACCAAUGGGGUUGGCAGUGGUGGUGAUAGGGAACUCUUCAUCGUUCCACGGCGUGAGUCGGCGCACCCAGGCCCGCCAGACAUCAACCUCCCGCUCUCUGCAGAUCCCUUACCGCCACCUCCGUCGUGGAGCCUCGACACGUUUGACAUACUUGAUGUCACUCUUGGAACACACAAUUAUGAGUCCGAGGUCGCGCUUACGCUUCCAAAGUCGACCGGCAACGGCAAUGGCAGUGCUACUGCUACUGUCAGUGUCGGCACGAGGAAGUGUGCUAAGAGAGGAGACAGCAUCUGGGGUGCAUGGUUCUUCUUCAAUCACUACUUCAAGCCUGCUCUUGUGGAGAAGCCAAAGGGGAAGGUGACGCGAGACGCGUCUGGGAGCAUCUCGGGCUUCGACAAGUCCGAUCUACGCCUUGAUGUCUUCCUGGUGCAGCAUGACAUGGAGAACAUGUACAUGUGGGUUUUCAAGGAGCGGCCCGACAAUGCCCUUGGGAAGAUGCAGCUCAGGAGCUUCAUGAAUGGGCAUUCCAAGCACGGGGAGCCGUCUUUCCCAUUCAGUGCCGAUAAGGGCUUUUCCAGGUCACACCGCAUGCAGCGAAAGCAAUACCGGGGGCUUUCGAACCCGCAGUGCCUUCAUGGGAUUGAGAUCGUGGGCUCACCGAAUUUGUCAGCAGUUCCUGAUGCAGACUUGAAGAGGUGGGCUGAACUGACAGGCAGGGAACUUAAUUUCUCAAUACCAUCUGAAGCCAGCGACUUCGAGGCAUGGAGAAAUCUUCCCAGCACUGAUUUUGAACUUGACAGGCCACAUCCACCGGCAGCAAAGAGUGCCACUCAUGGAUCUCAUAGCCAUAAGAAGGGAUUGAAUGGUUCAGGUCUUAACCUUUCAACUCCACCAUCAUCAGACGAUGGGAUGGACCUUUCACCAAAAUGUGCCAAACGCCGCAAGGGUUUCUUUGGCCAUGGCGUAGAGGAGGACUGUGUGAUGGCAAACAAUUCUUGUUCUGACAGAGAGCAAGAGGUAGAAGCUCACGCGGGCGAGCCAUCAUGGAUGCACGAGUUCACCGGUGUUGCCAAGCACGCAAGCGGGCCUGUCACUGCUGCCAAGACAAUAUACGAGGACGAGGAAGGGUACCUAAUCGUGGUGAGCAUGCUUUUCUCCGACCCGCAUAGCGUCAAGGUGUCCUGGAGGAACACGCUCACGCAUGGCAUCGUGAAGAUAACGUGCGUGAGCACUGCCCGGAUGCCCUACAUCAAGAGACACGACAGGACGUUCAAGCUGACGGACCCUUCCCCCGAGCACUGCCCUCCCGGCGAGUUUGUGAGGGAGAUACCUCUGGCCACAAGGAUUCCAGAAGACGCGAAGAUCGAGGCGUAUUACGACGAGACGGGAACUGGACUGGAAAUCAUGGUCCCAAAGCACCGGGUUGGACCGGAGGAGCAUGAAGUUCGGGUGUGCAUGAGGCCCCCGCAUCUUGGCGACAGCGAUCUUGUGCUAUCCUAGAACGAGGAAAACAGGUAGCUUUCGGAUUUUCCAGUGCCAUGUUUAUUGCCAUGAGAUACUCGAACGUAACAGGUGGUGCCAUGGAUCAGUGAGAGCCAUCAUAUUUGCUGCUAAACAUGUAGCUUAUAAGUUGAGAAAUUCUUUUCCUC
This is a messenger RNA of Zea mays, 2229 nucleotides long. RefSeq names its product HSP20-like chaperones superfamily protein. The coding region runs from base 452 to 2080 and encodes 542 amino acids. The transcript has 2 exons. NCBI's taxonomy places the organism in Eukaryota, Viridiplantae, Streptophyta, Magnoliopsida, Poales, Poaceae. The record is from RefSeq and is marked predicted.